Messenger RNA from Asparagus officinalis (garden asparagus), 1351 nucleotides. Its product is annotated as adenosine kinase 2-like. The transcript is spliced from 12 exons. The coding region runs from base 47 to 1072 and encodes 341 amino acids. Gene Ontology annotation, biological process: purine ribonucleoside salvage. The record is from RefSeq and is a predicted model, not a curated record. NCBI's taxonomy places the organism in Eukaryota, Viridiplantae, Streptophyta, Magnoliopsida, Asparagales, Asparagaceae. Gene Ontology annotation, molecular function: adenosine kinase activity. Gene Ontology annotation, cellular component: cytosol; nucleus.
CCGUUUGAUUUCGCCCCCUCCCUCCAUUAAAAAAAAAUCCAUAGCAAUGGCGUCGGAGGGAAUUCUUUUGGGAAUGGGGAACCCCCUCCUCGACAUCUCCGCCGUCGUCGACGAGGAUUUCCUCAACAAAUAUGACAUCAAGCUGAACAAUGCCAUUCUCGCAGAGGACAAGCAUGUGCCCAUGUAUGAAGAAAUGGCUUCAAAGUACAGUGUGGAGUAUAUUGCUGGAGGGGCUACACAAAAUGCAAUCAGGGUUGCCCAGUGGAUGCUUCAAACUCCUGGUGCAACUAGCUUUAUGGGUUGCAUUGGAAAGGACAAGUUUGGUGAAGAAAUGAAGAGAGCCUCAACAGCUGCUGGUGUCAAUGUUCACUAUCGUGAGGAUGAGACUGCUGCAACCGGUACAUGUGCUGUCUGUGUUGUUGGAGGUGAAAGGUCCUUGAUUGCUAACUUAUCUGCAGCGAAUUGUUACAAGCCUGACCAUUUGAAAAAACCAGAGAACUGGGGACUAGUUGAAAAGGCAAAGUAUAUCUAUAUUGCCGGUUUCUUCCUCACGGUCUCUCCUGAAUCUAUCUUGCUUGUCGCUGAGCAUGCAGCUGCAAACAACAAGGUGUUCAUGAUGAAUCUCUCUGCACCUUUCAUUUGUGAGUUCUUCAAAGAUGCCCAAGAGAAGGUUUUACCGUACUGUAGCUAUAUUUUUGGGAAUGAAACUGAAGCACAGACCUUCGCCAAAGUCCAUGGUUGGGAGACUGAGAAUGUUGAGGAGAUUGCAUUAAAGAUCUCAGAAUUACCCAAGGCACCAGGACUACCCAAGAGAACCGUCGUUAUCACUCAAGGUGCUGAUCCUGUUGUUGUCGCUGAGGAUGGGAAGGUGAAAACUUUUCCAGUCAUUUUGUUGCCAAAGGAGAAGCUGGUUGACACAAAUGGCGCAGGUGAUGCAUUUGUGGGGGGAUUCCUCUCUCAGUUGGUUCAAGGGAAGAGCAUAGAGGACUGUGUUAGGGCUGGCUGUUAUGCAGCAAAUGUCAUUAUUCAGAGGUCAGGCUGCACUUACCCUGAGAAGCCUGAUUUUCAGUGAAUUUUUUUUUUUUUUUUUGCGUCGUGGUACUAAAUAAUAGGAAUGAGCGCACAUCAAAGCAAGUCUAGGCCUCCAUCCUUUUUCCUUGUUUUUUAUGUUUCCAUUGGGUAUUGUCAUUAUUAUUCUUGCUUGUCACCAUGAUGAUGUGGUGAAGGCAACAUGCUAUUUUGUAGUUUGAACGUCUGAGCAAUAUUUGUAACGGUGAAUUUUAAGUGAGGUUGCUUCUAUUUUAUGCUCUUUUGUUUUCAAGGUAAUGCCAUUUGAUAUGAAGUUCCUUUA